This is a messenger RNA of Raphanus sativus (radish), 4146 nucleotides long. Its product is annotated as disease resistance protein RML1A. The transcript is spliced from 4 exons. The record is from RefSeq and is a predicted model, not a curated record. Gene Ontology annotation, molecular function: ADP binding; ATP hydrolysis activity. Gene Ontology annotation, biological process: defense response; signal transduction. Bases 38 to 3082 code for a protein of 1014 amino acids. Lineage: Eukaryota; Viridiplantae; Streptophyta; Magnoliopsida; Brassicales; Brassicaceae.
GUGCUCUUACCUUCUAAGUUUAAGGUUGUCUUGUCUUAUGUUUUACUCUUUACCAACGGAGCAGGAAAAAUCUCCAUCUCUCUCAAGUCUCAAAAGUCAACAAACUCAAAAAGUAAGAAUACGCACUGAACUUUCCAUUAUAUCCCCUCCUCAUCUGUGGCUUAUCCGAAUACAUCUCUCUGAAUUCUUGAUUAUGAAUCACUCGGGAUCCUCUCCCAUGGUUUCUUCCAUUUCUUCCUCGCCUCCGACUUGGAGAUACCGCGUCUUCACCAGCUUCCAUGGACCAGACGUUCGUAAAACGUUUCUCAGUCACUUACGCAAACAGUUUGCCUUCAAUGGGAUUUCGAUGUUUGACGAUCGAGUAAUCGACAGAGGCCAAACCAUUGCCCCUGAACUCACACAAGCAAUCAGGGAAUCGAGGAUCUCGAUCGUGGUGCUGUCCAAGAACUAUGCUUCUUCCAGCUGGUGUUUGGAUGAGCUGCUGGAGAUUCUGAAGUGCAAGGAAGAAACUGGGCAGAUAGUGAUGACGGUCUUCUACGGAGUAGAUCCAUCUCAUGUGCGGAAACAGACUGAAGAUUUUGGGAAAGUUUUCAAUGAAACUUGUGCUGGUAAUACGGAGGUGAAGAGACAAAAAUGGAGUCAGGCUUUGACCGAUGUGGGAAACAUAGCCGGCGAGCACUUCCUAAACUGGGUCAAUGAAGCAGAUAUGAUUGAGAAAAUUGCUACCGAUGUAUCGAACAAACUGAAUGCCACACCGUCUAAGGAUUUUGAUGGCAUGGUGGGACUUGAAACUCAUUUGAGAGAAAUAAAGUCCUUGCUUGAUUUAGAUAAUGAUGGAGUCAAGAUGGUUGCAAUCACUGGACCUGCAGGGAUUGGUAAGAGUACCAUUGCCCGAGCGUUGCAUAGUCUAUUGUCUAAUAGAUUUCAGCUUACCUGUUUUGUGGACAACCUUAGAGGCACCUAUUCUAUUGGUCUGGAUGAGUAUGGUUUGAAGUUUCGUUUGCAAGAAGAGCUGCUUUCAAAGACUUUGAACCAAAAUAGUUUGAGAAUAUGCCAUUUAGGUGUGAUAAAAGAAAGGCUACACGACCAGAAAGUGCUAAUCUUUCUUGAUGAUGUGAACAAUAUAAAACAAUUGGAGGCGUUGGCUGGAGAUAUUUCUUGGUUUGGUCCUGGAAGUAGGGUUGUAGUUACCACAGAAAACAAAGAGCUUCUGCAGCAACACGGUAUCAACAACACGUACCAUGUGGAGUUUCCAUCUAGAGGAGAAGCUGUUGAGAUCCUGUGUAGAUAUGCUUUUAGACAAAGCUAUCCACAUAAUGGUUUUGAUGAGCUUUCAUUAAAAAUAAGUGAGCUUUGUGGCAAGCUUCCAUUGGGUCUACGUGUGGUGGGUUCAUCUUUACGUGGGAAGAAAGUAGAUGAAUGGGAAGACGUGAUGAAUAGGCUAGAAACUAUUCUUGAUCAUCAAGAUAUCGAGCAAGUGGUAAGAGUCGGUUAUGAGAGUUUACAUGAGAAAGAACAAUCUCUAUUUCUCCACAUUGCAGUCUUCUUCAACCUUAAUGAUGCUGAUCUUGUGAAAGCCAUGUUCGCUGACAAUAACUCAGAUAUCAAAGACGGGUUAAAAAUCCUAGUCAAUAGAUCUCUCAUAGACAUUUCUACCAAAGGAGAAAUAGUGAUGCACAAGCUACUACAACAGGUGGGUACAAAGGUCGUUCACAAAGAAGAUUUUCUUGAACGUGCUAAAGGUACUAGAUAUGUGUCGGGCAUAUCAUUUGACAUAUCCGAUAUCGAUGAAGUAUUCAUAAGCCCGAACGCUUUUAAAAGGAUGCCUAAUCUGCGAUUCCUCAAAGUUUACAAAAGUAAAAAGGAUGGAAAUGAGAUAUUGCAUAUACCUGUGGAGACAGAGUUUCCGCGUCGUCUAAGGUUACUAGAUUGGAAGGCAUACCCAAGCAAGAUUCUUCCUCUCGGCUUUUGCCUGAAUAAUCUUGUGGAGCUCAAAAUGCAACACAGCCACCUCGAAAAGCUCUGGGAAGGAACUCAGCCACUUGCAAAUUUGAAGAAGAUGGAUUUGUCAAGGUCUUUGAGUUUAAGGGAACUCCCAGAUCUUUCAAAUGCGUUGAUGCUCGAGAAAUUGGAGCUGUGUGGUUGCGAGAGUUUGGUAGAGAUUCACUCCUCUAUUGGAAAUCUACGCAAAAUUGACGAACUAGAUAUGAGUGAUUGCACAAAUCUACAAGUUGUUCCGGAUCUCAACAAUUUGACACCUCUUGCUCAUGUUGGCAUGAAUGGAUGCUCACAGUUGACAAUCUUUCCAGAUAUUUCCACUGAAAUCAGAGCACUGGCAAUCGCAGACACAAUGAUGGAGGCGUUACCUAAAUCAGUUAGGCAUUGGUCUGGCCUCCGGAAUCUCACUAUAUACGGCGUUACAGCAAAUAUUGAGCAAAUACCAGACUGCAUCAAAGAUCUUCAUGAGCUAGAAUCACUCUGGGUAUUUAAAUGUUCAAAGCUUACAUCACUGCCAGAGCUCCCCUCCUCACUCGAAAGAGUAAUAGCAGAAUCCUGUGAAUCAUUGAAGACUGUACUUCCGGCUUUUGACUCUGAUUUAAUCCAGCAGUCAUUAUGGGCAUCCCUACCCGGAAGAAAAAUACCUGAAGAGUUUGAUCACCGAGCUAUAGGAAACUCCUUGACCGUCCGGUCAGAUUCCAGAAAAUUUAGGUUUUGCAUUGUGGUUUCCCCUAAACAACCUAUCAGAGAACAUUAUCCCGAGUUUUUCUGUCGCAUGCGUGUAAACAAGGGUUGCCCCACUGACCACGACAUUGAUAUGCAUCUCCAAUGUAUCCAAGCGGAACAUCUAUGUUUUUCUUUUACUGAUUUGGCUGACGCACAUGGAUGGCUUGAUCAGGAGAAUGAGAUAGUUUUUGAAUUCAUCGCAUGCCAGAAGCUCGACAUAAUUGAAUGUGGUGUCCAGAUCGUGACGGAGGAAAGCGAGAGAAGAAGAAGGAUUGAGUUUGAUGAAGCCAGCAAAGACUCUCAACGGUCAACUUACGGAUUGACUAAUCUGCGAGACAAAGAAGAAAACAAUGGUUAAGCCGAGAAACUAUUAGUGAUAAUAAUGAAGAGUAGUAGGUACAGAUGUAAGUUAAGUCUGUUAUGAUAUUAUAUAAUAUACUUUCUACUGUUCUACAUCUCAACAUAAUAGAUACAAUACAAUCUUUCUCCUUGUGUCUAGUUUUAAAUGGGGGUAUCGUAGCAACUUUUCUGAGACCUAGAUCAAACUUUUUUCAUCAUGGAUCGGUUAUAACUACGCCUUCGGCUGCGGUUACAUCACCAUAUACGUGUUGCACGCUUCAGACAAUCCAGGGAGUCUCAUCACAUCUAUUACACUUACCGGUGACAAUUACCAUAAGUGGUCAGCGAAGAUGCUGCUAUACUUCAGGCCUACAUUGUUGGGUUUUUUUUGCUAAGAUGCCAUCCUAUAAAUCAAUAGCUAAUGUAUUCAACUUCUUAUGGGGAAAAAGUGUCAAGCUUGAGAUCCACACCAAUACCAUCAAUCGUACAAUACUUGUCAGGAUACCAAACCAAUACACUGGCAAGGAACAAAGCGAAUUCUUCGAUAUUUGGCUAGGUCCUUAUCGCAUGGAGUCUUCAUCAGCAAGCAGUCUCCUAUUCACCUUCAAGCUUUCUCAGACGCUGAUUGGGCUGGAGACACCGAUGACUUCUUCUCCACAAAUGCGUACAUCGUAUAUCUUGGCUCUACUCCCAUCGCCUGGUUUUCGAAAAAACAGAGUGGUGUCUCGCGCUCAUCUAUGGAAGCCGAGUAUCGAUCAGUAGCUAAUACGGCAGCCGAACUUUGUUGGAUCUCUUCUCUUCUUAGCGAGCUUGGAGUCAUACUGCCGUCUAUGCCCACUGUUUACUGUGACAAUGUCGGUGCCACCUACCUAGUGUGAAUCCGGUUUUUCAUUCAAGAAUGAAGUACUUGGUGCUUGACUUUCAUUUCGUCCGCGACAACGUACAAUCAGGGGCACUUCGAGUCACUCAUUUCUCCACACGUGAUCAACUCGCAGAUGCUUUAACUAAAACAUUGGCAAGAUCACGAUUCAAUGAGCUUAUGUCCAAGAUUGGAGUGAUGAAACUCCCUCCAUCUUGAGGGGU